Cornus florida is the source of this 2112-nucleotide messenger RNA. RefSeq names its product protein HOTHEAD. NCBI's taxonomy places the organism in Eukaryota, Viridiplantae, Streptophyta, Magnoliopsida, Cornales, Cornaceae. The transcript is spliced from 6 exons. The coding region runs from base 119 to 1903 and encodes 594 amino acids. Gene Ontology annotation, molecular function: flavin adenine dinucleotide binding; oxidoreductase activity, acting on CH-OH group of donors. The record is from RefSeq and is a predicted model, not a curated record.
UAUGUGUUACACAAGAAAUAAGGCCAACCAGAGGCAGCCACAUCUAGGAUAGGUUGAAGAGGGGAACCACUUCUCCAGCUGCUGAGUCCAAUUUCUCUGAGGUGUUUGUCUGCUCUCAAUGGCUUUGGUUGGCUGUGCAGCAGAGAGACUCUCUCUCUGUUUACUUCUAUGGCUCAUUACACUCACUUCUUGUCAAGGUAAGAAGAAUUUCUGGGAAGAUAGAUAUCCAUUCAUCAAACAAGCAAGCACUUUUUCACCAUCACCAUCAUCAUCAUCAGCUACAUCACACGGUGGCUACAAGGCGUAUGACUACAUAAUUGUAGGGGGUGGCACAGCUGGGUGCCCCUUAGCUGCUACCCUCUCUCAGAAAUUCAAUGUGUUAUUGCUAGAAAGAGGGGGUGCACCUUUUGCCAACCUCAAUGUCUCUCAUUUGAGAAACUUUCACAUCUCUCUAGCAGACAUUUCACCAAGAUCUGCUUCCCAAACUUUCAUUUCAACUGAUGGGGUCUUCAAUGCUAGGGCUAGAGUCUUGGGUGGAGGCACUUGCAUCAAUGCUGGCUUCUACACCAGAGCAAGCUCAAGUUAUAUUAAAAAAGCAGGUUGGGAUGCUAAACUGGUGAACGAGUCAUACCCAUGGAUUGAGAAGCAAAUUGUUUACCAGCCAAAGCUUGGGCCAUGGCAGACAGCGGUGAGGGACAGUCUUUUGGAAGUUGGGGUCUUACCCUUCAAUGGAUUCACCUAUGAUCACCUAAGUGGAACCAAGGUUGGGGGAACCAUUUUUGACAACUUUGGUCGCCGUCACACAGCUGCAGAGCUACUUGCUUCCGCGAAUUCCGAGAACCUUCAUGUUUUGAUUCAUGCUACAGUACAAAAGAUCAUAUUCAAUGUAACAGGGAAAAAACCGAGGGCAGUAGGAGUGAUCUUCAUGGAUGAACAUGGGACACAACACCGAGCAUUUCUUGCAAAGAGGCCGAGCAGUGAGAUAAUAGUGUCGUGUGGAGCAAUUGGAAGCCCUCAGCUGCUGCUACUCAGUGGUAUUGGACCUAAGGCUGACCUCAAGAAGAUGAAUAUUUCAGUGGUGCUUGACAAUGAGUUUGUUGGGAAAGGCAUGUCUGAUAACCCCUUGAAUACUGUUUUUAUUCCCGCUAAUCAACCUGUGGAGCAGACACUGAUACAGACUGUAGGGAUUACCAAGAGGGGUGUGUACAUUGAGGCUAGCAGUGGAUUUGGGCAGUCUUUGGAUAGCAUUCACUGCCAUCAUGGAAUUGUAUCAGCUGAGAUUGGGCAGCUCUCUACUAUACCUCCAAGACAGAGAACACAAGAAGCCAUUCAGGCCUACAGAAAAAACAAGAGAGACCUUCCCCGUGAAGCAUUCAUGGGAGGCUUCAUUCUAGAAAAGAUUGCCAACCCCAUUUCAACAGGCCACCUCAGCCUGAUCAACACCAACGUCAACGACAACCCCUCUGUCACCUUCAACUACUUCAGCCAUCCGGAUGAUCUACAGCGAUGCGUUGAAGGUAUUCGUAUCGUGGAGAAGCUUGUGAGCUCCAAACACUUCACAAACUUCACACUGUUUGAUAGACAAUCAGUGGACAAGCUGAUCAACAUGAGUGUGAUAGCUAAUGUGAACCUUAUACCAAAACACACUAAUGACACAGAGUCAUUGGAGCAGUUCUGCAAAGACACUGUGAUCACAAUUUGGCACUACCAUGGUGGGUGCCAAGUGGGCAAGGUGGUGAGCCCUGAGUACAAGGUACUCGGCGUCCAUGGACUCCGUGUCAUUGAUGGCUCGACGUUUAUCAAUUCGCCAGGCACUAAUCCACAAGCCACUGUCUUGAUGAUGGGCAGGUACAUGGGAGUGAAGAUUUUAAGAGAGAGACUAGGAAGAGCAGCUGGUAUAUAAAGACCGAUCAAGACCCCAAUUAAGGGCAGAUGCAUGUGUAUGUUGUGAUACGGAAAUGUAAUUUUGUUAGUCUAAUUGUUAGUGAGCAAUUAUAUGUAGAGAUAGGUUUGUCAAAAACCAAUAUUGGUUUCCACUUCUUUUGUAUCUAUGGUUUGUAUGAGAACAAUUUUUAUUUUAUGAAGUCACGUGUUGGUCUGUUUGCUGAUUCA